Molecule: messenger RNA, 1803 nt
Organism: Penicillium manginii
Lineage: Eukaryota; Fungi; Ascomycota; Eurotiomycetes; Eurotiales; Aspergillaceae
Product: GMC family oxidoreductase
Exons: 2
Coding region: 1-1803 (600 amino acids)
Molecular function (GO): oxidoreductase activity, acting on CH-OH group of donors; flavin adenine dinucleotide binding
Source: RefSeq, a predicted model, not a curated record
AUGGCUGAAUUUAACACUGAUUCAACGCUGGGCUUAAGCGAUGAUUCCUUCGACUUCAUUAUUAUCGGAGGAGGCACUGCCGGUCUGGUCGUGGCCAACCGACUUACCGAAGAUCCCCAAAUUCGCGUCCUAGUCCUUGAAGCUGGAACGAAUCGCUUGAACGAUCCUCGAAUUACAGUUCCCGCAUUAUCUUUGCAAGCAUUUGAAGACCCAGAUUUUGAUUGGAAUUAUCUUUCUGUCCCGCAGGGCGCACACUGGGGGGGAUCUUCGACUAUCAAUAUGGGAAUGGUGAUUUACCCUUCAAGGUCUGGAUUGAACGCAUGGGAAGGACUGGGAAAUCCCGGUUGGGGCUGGGAGGGCCUAUCUCCCUACAUCCGAAAGUUCCAUACUGCAGCACCUCCCUCAGAGGAAGGCAGAGAGACGCUCAGUCAGAUUCUGUAUGAACAGAAAGAUGUAGGCGAUAAGGGACCCGUGAAUGUCUCUUUCGGUGAUCACUACAUGCCGUAUUAUGGCGCAUGGAUGGAAAGUUUCAAGGCCUUGGGAUAUCCGCAAACCGAAGACCCGAUUAAUGGUGCGGGCACAGGUCCUUUCGUCAGUCCCAGUGCCGUCAAUCGAGCCAGACACACUCGAAGCCAUUCUGCUGCUGCAUAUCUCGGGGAGGAGGUUCGUUCGCGACCGAACCUUCGAGUCGUAACUGGGGCCUGGGUGGAGAAAAUUGACCUGGAAAAGCGCGGCGAUGAAGCAAUUGCCACUAGCGUGUCUUUCUCUAGGGGAGAGGAAUUAUUCGUUCUUUCCGUCAAGAAAGAAGUCAUACUUGCCGCCGGAGCAACCCAAACCCCCAAAAUUCUGGAACUAUCUGGCAUCGGCGACAAGAAAGUCCUACAAUCCCACGGAGUCCCCACAAUUGUCAACAACCCAAGCGUUGGCGAAAAUAUGCAAGAGCAUGGUUUAGUCCCGUUUUCAUAUGAAGUAGCAGACGGUCUUCCAUCGGGUGACAUGGCCCGUGAUCCUGAAUUCGCAACUGCCGCCAUGGCUGCAUAUCAAAAAGAUGGAUCUGGUCCUCUGGGCUAUAUCCCAUUCGCAUCGGCAUUUAUGCCGUGUAUGGAUCUUUCACCCGAAGACCGAAACCAGAUGGUGGAAACCAUUAAGGCCUCAAUUUCAGACCCCAACACGUCAAAGGCAAUUUGCAAACAGUUAGAAGCCCAGGUAAAGCUGCUGAAUGUUCCUGAAGAGACCACAGGACAAUACAUCCUGGCACCAUUCCAAAUUCACUCUCGAGAGAAGACCCCUCGUCAAGCCUUUAGCCCCAGCCACCCGGGUCUCUUUGUGACUAUAGCCAUCGUGCUCAGUCACCCGUUUUCACGAGGAUCGGCACAUAUAAGCUCAGCAGAUUACCGCGACGCGUCGACUAUUGACAUUGGCACUUUCACGAACCCAGUUGAUCUUGAACUGCUUGCGAGACACUGUCUUCUGGCGGACAAACUUAUGGAGACGGAGCCUCUGGCGUCGUUGAUGAAGAAAGACGGUGCUAGAUUGCAUGCGGCCGGGCCGUUGGAUCUGGACCAAGCGAAGGACCUGUGCAAAGAUCUUGUUAUGUCGAAUUAUCAUUUCAGCGGUACCUGUGUUAUGAUGCCGCAGGAGGAUGGCGGUGUGGUUGAUCAUCGGUUGAAGGUCUAUGGGACGAGCAAUGUGCGGGUUGUUGAUGCGAGUAUCUUCCCGCUGGAGCCGAGGGGAAACAUUCAAGCAACCGUUUUUGCGGUUGCGGAGAAAGCAGCGGAUAUCAUUAAGGAGGACAUGAAGUAG